AUGGCUCAACUCACCAUUGAUAAUCUGCGCCGAACUGAAGAGGAUGGUAGUGAUACUUCCAGCUUGUCCUUGCUGUCACCAGUGCCUUCUGUCCAACAACAUCACAGCACCUCUGCCCGACACCUACCAUCUCAAUGUCCUGCUGGUGAGCUCAAAUUUGGGGCCAAUUCUUACAGAGAGGCUUUGGGUCAACUACUGGAACUCGAGCAGACUUCGUCUCUUCAGUAUCAAAUCUGUAUGCAUAACUCAGCAUAUGAUGGGCAUUUCUUCGUGUCUCAUUUCAUCAAAGGCUUGAAACUCGAAAUUGGUGCAGCCAUCAAAUCUCAAGUUCCUGACAAGGUUGACACAGCUUAUUGGCCAAGAUUCAGCAACAAGUUCGAGAGAGUGGCAGGUUCAAACUACCAUGGCCUACUCACACUGCUAAACUAA
Molecule: messenger RNA, 429 nt
Organism: Miscanthus lutarioriparius
Lineage: Eukaryota; Viridiplantae; Streptophyta; Magnoliopsida; Poales; Poaceae
Source: the annotation of a GenBank genome assembly